This is a messenger RNA of Sphaerodactylus townsendi, 3596 nucleotides long. It is a transcript of the gene LRRC70, whose product is annotated as leucine rich repeat containing 70. The coding region runs from base 143 to 2056 and encodes 637 amino acids. NCBI's taxonomy places the organism in Eukaryota, Metazoa, Chordata, Lepidosauria, Squamata, Sphaerodactylidae. The record is from RefSeq and is a predicted model, not a curated record. Gene Ontology annotation, molecular function: protein binding. The transcript has 2 exons.
UGUGGCAAAAUGUGAGAAACUGGAAUGUUGUCUUGAAAGUUCUUAAAAUAAUGUACUUUAGAAUGGCACUAGCAAUUCCAGUGAGCUGCAGAACUACAAUUUUAACUGACAAAAGGAGCGUCGUAUUCUAGCACAGUUAGAGAUGAUUGGGAGAAUCACAGUCCAGGAAAUGGGUCGACUUCACCACUUUGGAUUGUUUCGGCAUAUUCUUAACUGUCUUCUUUUGCUGCUCAUCCAGGAGGAAAUGCUUUGUUGUCCUUCUGUUUGCCAGUACUGUACAGGCAGACAAGCUGACUGCCAUAAUUCUGGCCUUUCUUCUGUUCCAAAGAAUUUCUCCCAAAGUACUGUAUUCCUAUAUCUAAGUGGGAAUAAUAUAACUUGUAUAAAUCCUAAUGAACUGAUUGGGCUUCAUCAUCUUGCCGUUCUACACUUGGAUCAUUCUGGAAUUUUAAACGUACAUCCAAAAGCAUUUUCUGAAUGUCAGAAACUGCAGUACCUACAUAUGUAUAAGAAUCGGAUUAAGCAUUUGGAUCCUGGGACAUUUGAAGGACUUCCAAAUCUUCGUUCUUUAUACCUACAAAAUAACGAAAUUGCGUUUGUUCCUAGAGGAUUAUUUGGUGAUCUCACUUCAGUACAGUACCUAAUGCUUCAAAGCAAUCGCAUCAGCAUCCUGGGUAGCGACACUUUCCUUGGAAUGAUUAAUCUUCGGAUUCUUAACCUAGCCAACAAUAAAAUUUCACGGAUAUCAACUUCAGUGUUUCAUCACCUUGACAGCCUUACGUAUUUGUACCUUGAUGGUAACAAUUUAACGUGUGUGCCGUCAAAUGCUUUUGUAGCACUGAGCAAUCUUGUAAAACUUUCCUUGUCACAUAACCCUAUUGGAUCAAUACCUCCUUUUGCAUUUAAAGGGCUUAACAAGCUCAAAUACCUCUCCUUAAAAAGAGCCAGCAUAAACAUAAUUGAGGCAAAUGGAUUUGGGGGGUUAAAUCAUCUUAAAAUGUUAAUUUUGAGCAGUAAUAAUUUAGAGAAUGUCAAUUCCAGUACCUUUGCAUUGUUGAGUAAUUUAAUGUUUUUGCAACUUGACAGAAAUAAAAUAAUCAAUAUUGCAGUUGAUGCAUUUGCAAAAAUGGGGUCAUCUUUGAAGAUGCUGAAUCUGGCAUUUAAUAAUCUUACAGAUAUUCAGCCAGGACUGCUCCGGCCUUUGGUUUCAUUAACUCACUUACAAGCAAAGUACAAUAGUUGGAAUUGUAGUUGCAGAUUACUUGGACUAAUUACUUGGCUAGCGUCAUCUUCAGUCUCUGUAAAUAUUCAUUGCCAAUAUCCUUCCAAUUUGCAUAGAAGACAUUUGAAUUACAUUAAAAGGGGUUUGUUUCCACGCUGUUUCAACCGUUCAACUUCACCAGAAACACUCAAGAAUAUCAAACCAACAGGUAUCCAUCAGAACACCACUACUUUAUUGAUGGCAUGGAAUAAAAACUCCUCAAGCAGUACAGUUUACAAACAUUUAAAGAACAUAGACACAGAAAUAGUGACUUUAUGGACAGAAAUACCUACCACAUCUGCUAGUCAGCAUCUCCACAAAGAACGUUCGGCUGGGAAGCUCAGACUGGCAGCUACAGUGUUUUCAUUGUUAACUAUGAAGAUACCAGCACAAAUUAUACCUGUUAAUUUUACCCUGGAAGAAAACAGAUCAUUGCCUCCAGAAACUGAUUCUGAAUCAUUUAAAACCUCUCUAAUCUGUACACAGCAAGUAGAGAAACUAACUCGGGCUUUUGACAUUUUACUAACCUUUUUUAUUUUGGCUUGCGCUGUUAUUGUCUUUUUGAUCUACAAAAUGAUUCAGUUUAGACAGAAACUCAAAAUGCAAGAGAGCUCUGACAGUGGAAUAGAAUACUAUGGUUUUUAUCAGGCUGGUAGAUACCACGUAACCGAUCCACUUCAGUCUGUGCCACAGAAUCCACUGGGAAGUUCAGAACUGGACAACAUUCAGCCUCCUAAAACAACUGUAGUUGAAAGUCAAGCACAGGUCAUCUUAUUUGAACACUCAUCUUUAUAGUGUGUUCAUAAUGUAGGAUCUAUGAUGCUGCUUGUGUAAAAGCAAAGAAAGCAACUUUGUACAUUUUAUAAAUAAUAGUUCAGCUUAUAAUUAAGACUUUUUUUCAAAUAAUGCCAUUAUUUGCUGUCACUUUUAUUCACAUUUCUGUAUGAAUCUUAAGAUUUUGUUUUGAAAGCCUAUUUUGUUCUAUUUGCCAGCGGACAAUCCUUCAUUCAUAACUCUUGAAUUUCAGCGUUCAGCGUUCUACCUAUAUCAGAUGUUAAACCGUUGCCUCCAAAGAUUUCAGCCUUUUCAAAUAUUCAUUAGUAUUAAUAAUUCAAAGAAACAAUAUCAGACAACUUGCGAACGAAUAAGUAAAACUGAUUAGAGCUAGCAGCAUCAUGAAACAGAAUUACAUGUAGAAAAAAAUUGUUGUACUGAGGGAGAGAUUGUGAGCUAAUAUCAGCAUUGCAGUGCUGUUACCAGUAGAGUACAAGACUUUUGGUUCUACUCUGUCCCCUUUUCCAGUAUUUGCCAAACACCUUUGUACCCUGAUAGUCUGGAGAUAAAACCAGAAACAGCCAGUCAUGGGGAGGGGAGGAGCAGAGGCGAAAUGAGCUGUUUAAUAGACGUUUGAACCAGGCAGCCUUUAAAGGCACUUUAAUGAAGGUAGAGAUUUUUCUGUCUUCAGCCGCUGUUGUGACACACACUGGUAUAUGGAUCUCAUACAUAGCCUUUCUUGGUGAUUGCAAAACUAUUGUGGCAGGCUGAGGCCUGCCUUUUAAAGGCUCUACAGGUCCACCUGAAAGAUUACGAAACCUGUGUCUGGCUAAUACCAGAGUCUGCCUGACUCCUUAUUUCACUCUUUUUAUUAUAUUUAUGGAUGGAAAUAAAUACAUACACAUUUCAGUUGUAUAAAGUUUCUGAAACUUUCCAGUUUACUUCCCUGCUUUAAAUAAACCUUUUUCUUGUUUUGUUCAAUCUCUAGUCUCCUCCUUGGUAUUAAGUGUAGAAAAGUUUAUAAUCGGGUUUACCAAGGCAGAGAGGACAGUACCUUCGGAGCAUCAUUUACUAGCAGUGUCUAGAAGCAACUAUUGCCAAAUAUGCACUGUCAGGCUUGUAAAUGAACACUGCUUUGGCCUCUUUCACAGGUAUGCUUGGGAGUGGUAUGAGGAUGUGUGACAGUUCUCAGUUGCUUUCUACCAUCAUGAGGACAGGGGCACUAUGUGAAAUUUUCCCCACCCAAAAAAGUUUAGUGUUUGCUCCUCCCACUGUGCAUGCCUAUUAGAAUUAAUUGAAGCAUCAAAAUACUGCUGAAAAAAUGACUUACUUAGACUUAGUUCCGCCUGUGCAACUGGGCACAUUGGGCAACAAGCGUUCUCCAACUAUUUCAGUUGGCUGCGAGGAGUUCAACUUCGUCCCAUGAGAUGCGAGCCACGUUUAGGACUUUGAAGGUUGACGCUAAUGACCAUAUGUAUAUUUAGAGUUUCUUUCCAGUGUACGAACUGUGUAUUCUGUAUCACAUAUUUAGUCAUAUAUGAUGCUAAUUGAAGUAAGAAUG